Acomys russatus (golden spiny mouse) is the source of this 1800-nucleotide messenger RNA. RefSeq names its product cytochrome P450 4B1. Bases 64 to 1599 code for a protein of 511 amino acids. Gene Ontology annotation, molecular function: heme binding; iron ion binding; monooxygenase activity. NCBI's taxonomy places the organism in Eukaryota, Metazoa, Chordata, Mammalia, Rodentia, Muridae. The record is from RefSeq and is a predicted model, not a curated record. The transcript is spliced from 12 exons.
GAGUAUAAGGCAAUCUGGGAGCAGCUGCAGCCAGUUGGGAGCCUGGGCCCCGCAAAUUUAGCCAUGGUGCUCAGCCUCCUCUCCCGGAGCCUGUCCCGCCUGGUCCUGUGGGCUUCGGUAGUGAUCCUGAUCGUAGGCAUCCUCAAGCUCGCCAGGCUGCUAUUGCGGAGGCAGAAGCUGGCCAAGGCUUUGGACAGCUUUCCAGGGCCUCCCACCCACUGGCUCUUUGGCCAUGCUCUUGAGAUCCAGAAGUUAGGGAGCCUGGACAAGGUGGUAUCCUGGACUGAACAGUUCCCCUAUGCCCACCCACUCUGGCUUGGACAAUUCAUUGGUUUCCUGAACAUCUAUGAGCCUGACUAUGCCAAAGCUGUAUACAGCCGCGGGGACCCGAAGGCCGCAGAUGUGUAUGACUUCUUUCUCCAGUGGAUCGGGAAAGGAUUACUGGUUCUGGAAGGGCCCAAAUGGUUCCAGCACCGCAAGCUGCUCACACCUGGCUUCCAUUAUGAUGUACUGAAGCCCUAUGUGGCCAUAUUUGCCCAGUCCACACAUGCCAUGCUGGACAAGUGGGAGAAAAAGGCUAGUGAAAAUAAGAGCUUUGACAUCUUCUGUGACGUAGGCCACAUGGCACUGGACACCCUCAUGAAGUGCACCUUCGGCAAAGGAGACAGCGGUCUAGGCCACAGAGACAGCAGCUACUACCUGGCAGUCAGUGACCUCACACUGCUGAUGCAGCAGCGCAUUGACUCCUUCCAGUACCAUAAUGACUUCAUUUACUGGUGUACUCCACAUGGCCGCCGCUUCCUGCGGGCCUGCCAGAUAGCCCAUGAGCAUACAGAUGAGAUCAUCAGGCAGCGGAAGGCAGCCCUACAGGAUGAGAAAGAGCAGAAAAAGGUGCAGCAGCGGAGGCACGUGGACUUCCUGGACAUUCUUCUGGGUGCUCGGGAUGAAAGUGGGAUCACGCUGUCAGAUGCAGACCUCCGGGCUGAAGUGGACACAUUCAUGUUUGAAGGUCAUGACACCACCACUAGUGGUAUCUCUUGGUUUCUCUACUGCAUGGCCCUUUAUCCUGAGCACCAGCAGCGAUGUAGGGAGGAGGUUCGAGAGAUCCUAGGAGACCAGGACUCCUUCCAGUGGGAUGAUCUGGGCAAGAUGACCUACCUGACCAUGUGUAUCAAGGAGUGCUUCCGCCUCUACCCACCUGUGCCCCAGGUGUACCGCCAGCUCAACAAGCCGGUCAGCUUUGUGGAUGGCCGCUCUCUACCUGCAGGAAGCCUGAUCUCUCUGCACAUCUAUGCCCUCCAUAGGAACAGUGCUGUGUGGCCUGAACCAGAGGUCUUUGACCCAUUGCGCUUUUCUCCUGAGAACGUGACAGGACGCCACCCCUUUGCCUUCAUGCCUUUUUCUGCAGGGCCCAGGAAUUGCAUUGGGCAGCAGUUUGCCAUGAAUGAGAUGAAGGUGGUCACGGCACUUUGUUUGCUACGCUUUGAGUUCUCUCUGGAUCCCUCAAAGCUGCCCAUCAAGAUCCCUCAGCUUAUCCUGCGCUCCAAAAAUGGCAUCCACCUCCACCUGAAGCCGCUGGGCUCUGGGUCUGGAAAGUAGGUCUCCAGAGCACAGGGCAUGGACGGCACAGCCUGCAGCUUUUCCUGGGAAAUCAUCCUCCUAGAUUGAAUGUGGAGUCAUCAUGGAUCCCUGCCUUUGGGAGGCUUAUAGAUAUGAAAUCGCCAGCACUGACAGUCUCCUGGAAGACACACCGCAUAAACAUGUGUGCCUAAUGACUCAGUGCCUGGAUUCUAGAACUCA